UUACGAACACCAAUCGCUCAUCAUGUCUGGACGUGGAAAGGGAGGCAAAGCCAAGACCGGAGGAAAGGCCAAGUCACGCUCAUCAAGAGCUGGACUUCAAUUCCCAGUCGGUCGUCUUCACCGUAUUCUUCGCAAAGGAAACUAUGCUCAACGUGUUGGAGCCGGAGCCCCAGUCUACUUGGCCGCUGUUCUUGAAUAUCUCGCUGCUGAGGUUCUCGAGUUGGCCGGUAACGCUGCCCGUGACAACAAGAAGACCCGUAUCGCCCCAAGACAUCUUCAACUCGCUGUCCGCAACGACGAGGAGCUCAACAAGCUUUUGGCCGGAGUGACCAUCGCCCAAGGAGGAGUUCUUCCAAACAUCCAAGCCGUUCUUCUCCCAAAGAAGACUGGAGGAGAUAAGGAAUUGUAUAUCAUGGACUUGACUUCGAAAAUGUUAAUCCGACUGUCGAAUCUCCCGAAGCAGUGAAAAGCAUCGACUUUGUGGAGCACAUAUCGUUGAUUCCCUCUUGAUGUGCUUUCGAAUACUGAAAAAAGAAAAUGAUCAAACAAAGUAUUUAUUUUGUUAUUUGAACAACGAACCUCUUCAACAAGUUUCAUACGACUAGAUGAACCAACAUCCCAAAAACGAAUUGUUCCAUCUUUACAAGCUGAUACAAGAAGUUCUUUUCCUUUUG
This is a messenger RNA of Caenorhabditis elegans, 674 nucleotides long. It is a transcript of the gene his-57, whose product is annotated as Histone H2A. NCBI's taxonomy places the organism in Eukaryota, Metazoa, Nematoda, Chromadorea, Rhabditida, Rhabditidae. The transcript has 3 exons. The record is from RefSeq and is marked reviewed. Bases 23 to 466 code for a protein of 147 amino acids.